CAUGUCACGACGGUGUCGUCGAAGAGCUUUGUGAACGUCAAACCAAAAAAUAGAGUCAACGAAAUACUGGGACGGCUUUUAGAUAAUCCGUGAUCAUCGAUCGAACUGAGUUUUUCCUUACAGAAUAAAGUGGAAGUCUCCGAUGUCAUCAACUGCACCGACUACCCAUUCAUGGGAAGCACAAAAAGAAAAUGCAGCGCCACUCGAAAGAGGGCGAAAUGUUUCCUCUUUUGGUCUUCGACAGUCUGUCACAGACAAACAAGACUUGCAGGAAAAGCUUCAAAACUACGAGUCGCUUGUCCGUCCGUCGGAAGAUCCAAAAGUCAAAGAAAUGGACGAUGACCCUCUUUCGCACUGGCUGUCGUACAUCAAGUUUUAUCAAAACAGUUUCCCCUCGGAUACCCGUGAAAAUUUCCUCAUCAUUGAGCGUUGCGUGCGAGCUCUGGUCAAAAUGAAAAAAUACAGGAAUGAUGAUCGAUUCGUGAGCGUAUGCGCAAAGUAUGCCGAUAAGACGAAGGAUCCCGGGCAAGUUUUCAAAUAUCUUCACCAACAAAAAGUUGGAGCUCAGAUUGCUCUUUUUUGGAUUGCUUGGGCAUUUGUUGCAGAAAAGGACAGUGAUUUCCCAUUUGCUGAACAAAUAUUUAAGAAAGGGAUCAGCAAAAGUGCUGAACCUCUUCAAAUGCUGAAACUUCGUCACAAACAAUUCCAGCGGCGAAUGAGUCGGCACUGGUUGAACUCUUCCAAGACAAACGAUCAACUCAACGACGAGUAUGACAGUGGAGAACAAAAUAGACCGUCGAGAUCAACACUUGGAGGUAUUCCUCGCGAUCGACUGCGUCGUAAUGAUAGAUCGCAGAGAAGGGUUCAGCAUGGAACUAGUGAAAAUACGCUCACGCGAAGACCAAAUGGCACCAUGCGUCCAGGAAAUAACAAAAAUAGCAAUACCGUCUGCAACAAAGGUGGCUUCAGUAUAUUUGUCGAGGAAGAAGGCGAAAACGCCUAUAAUUUGGACCAGGACUUGACCGAGAACAAGAGAGGUACUAUUGCUCGAGAUUCAGAUCGCAGGAAAGAAAAUACGCUUGCAGCAGAGCGAUGGAACAAACGAGGUGGAAUACAACCUACUUACGCGAAGACUUCUGCUGCACCGUCACAGAGUAAAGGGCCAAUGCCAGCUUUUUCUGUCUUUGUCGACGAGGAGUGUGCCCAAGAGAAUGACAGGCAAGAAAAAGAGCAAGAAAAGCAAAUUGAUCUUCAUAGACAAGUGCGAGAUGACAGAACUUUCAAGGAGCGGCAUAGUGAGGGAAUGGUAAGUAGAUCGAGGCGAGGAAAAUCCUAUACUAUCAUGAUUUUUUAAAUGGCAAAACAGUUGAACUAAUGGCAAAUUUGAAUUCUCAAACUUAAAACAGGCCGAGAAAUUGUUCAGAGAUCCAGUUCGAUACAUGAAAAAUCCAAAUCAACUUCAGUCAGAAAACUUAGAACUACAAAAACUACCCGAGAACCAGAAAGUAGAUAAGCUAAAAAUCGAACGAAAGAAUCGUGCAGGUUUCAACAAACGUCUUCUCAAGACCGAAAAUGGGAAGGAACAAUGCUUUGAGGAGGCUCGAGCUAAAGCUGGUGGCUACACUCUCCAAUCGGAUUCAUCAAACAAUUUCAAUCUGCUCCAAAAUACGAGUAAGGCAGAUCAGAGCUCGCAAAUGGAUCUAGAUGAUGGGGAAGCAAUCAUUGACGUUUCGAUGUCAGAAUUUUUGUCUAGAUCUAUGCAGUGCACCACAGAUAGAAAGAUAAUCAUUCCGAACGAGAGACUUGAAUCUGAUACUGAAGGAAAGAGGCUAUUCGGCCAUGCGGAUGAAAGUUUUGGAGCUGGCCUUAAUCAAACUGCUAUUUCGCACGCAAGCUCGACAGUAAAUGAAAUUGAUAUUGUAGGGGUAGGCUUACAUGGAAAGCAGGAGGAAGAAACGAUCAAUACAAAAUUUGCCAUGAGAGAGCUAAGUAUGAUGUUUUCAAGUCCCGCUUUCGGGGUUGGUAGCGAGCGCAGACUAGUCGAUCAUUCCCAUGCGUCCAAGAUCGAUGAAUUGGCAACUUACGAAGGUCAGCCUGACGAAUCAUUCGGAAAUGUAGGAGAUGAAAUACGGCUCGAUAACUCUAUUUGCAACAGUGGAAGGGAAGGAAUUUGUGGAAAAGAUAGGAACAAUAAUGACAAAUCAGGGUUUGUUAUAUUCCAAGAUGAGAACGCUUGCGAUUCGAAUAAGGUUCAAAUAUCUGGUGGCUUUCAAAUAUACGACGAGGGAAACGAAGACCCUACACGUCGUGAAACUAAUCAGACAACAGGAGAAAACAAUGAGUUACGCGCUGGAUUUCAAAUUUAUGUCGAAGGAAAUGAAAAUGGAAUUGGCCGCAGAUCAGCAGAAAAAUCAAGAGAGAACACCCAUUCUGGUAUCGGAUUUCAGAUUUAUGAGGAGGAAUAUCAAGAAGAGAACAUAGAUGAAAAUAAGCUUGAAAGCGGAGACACCGCAAGUAUUUCUGACGCCAUCGCGUUGCUAGAUGGUAAGAUCGAGCCCGAUGGUGAAGCUUCUCUUAGCUCUUCAGAAGAAAAUAAAAAAAAUCUUAAUGGAGGGGAAGAUACAGCUGAUCUGUCCCUAUUUAAUGAAAUUUUCCAGGAAAAAUCGAGGGACGAGGAAAAAAACAAUGGGUGUCAAAUGAAAAGGUUCAAAGUAGCUGCUUCAUCCGAGUUGCAUACCGGUGACGAAGGUGGGCACAAUUCUGUAAGAUAAUCACAAUUUAUGCCAUAAAAAUCAAUUCUUUCCACGUAUAAAUUUCUCAAUAGCGCUACAUUCGAUCCAUAUUUAUAUGUCAUUACAGGGAGUGACUUCUGCACAACAAAGUUUGAGCCAAACCAACGAUGAUGUUCAGUGUACAAAUAAACAUUUAAAAAGAACAUUAGAUAUGAUGGAAAGAAACGACAUAAAUUAUGAUGAGUACAUUACUCAGAACAUCAAAACUGCUUUGAGCAAUUUGCAAAGAAAUCCUGAAAAUCCCAAUCCAAAGGCUACUCUUUUCUCGCUAUUGACUUCCGACGGCAAAGCAUUUCACCUUCCGGCUACAGCUUUACCCAAACAAUUACGCCGAAGACACAUUGUUUCCAAUACAAAAGUAAUGGCGGGGGAACUCGGUGGGUUUGUCUUGAGGAAAGAAUUAGGGAGGGGUGCUUACGGGCGAGUAAUUCUAAUGAAUACACACAACUCUUGGCAUCACAGCAAUAUUGCUGUAAAAGUGCAAUCGCCAACUGGAUCACUCGCUUGGGAAUAUACGGUGCUUCGACGCCUGAAAAGUCGUCUAUUGCAGGAUGAAAGAAAAGAUGUUGAUUAUCCUUACCCUGAGCCAAUCAGUUUUAUCUCGCUUGCAGAUGGAGGAUUAGUGAGUAUGUCAGCAGCAUCCGAAACAGGCUUGAACUUAGUAGAUUUAUCAAAUUUCUACAAAUUGAAACUCGGAAAGUCAGUCCCAGAACUUAUUGCUUUGCAUUACACGUCAAUUGGAAUGAGAAUAAUUGAGCAACUUCACUGGCAUGGAAAAAUAUUGGUAAGUUCUUUUAAUUAAUUUUGUCAUUUUAUACUACUUCAUUGUACUGUUCUAAUCUUCUUCUUUGUCCUGUUUCUUAGCAUUGUGAUGUUAAACCAGAUAAUUUUGUGCUGUCCUCAAACAAACUCUCCGGCGCAACCUGUCCAAUAGUAGAGUUCUCCAACCUCACCUUAGUUGAUUUCGGAAAUGCAGUCGAUCUCAGGGGAAACACUCAUUAUACUGCAGAAGAUACCCAAAAUACAUUAUUAUACGGAAACACAUCUAAAAUAGAUAUGCAGUGCAUCGCUAUGAGAAACCGUCAGAGUUGGUCUUACGAUGCCGAUACAUUUGGUAUUCUAUGCUGUGCUCAUGUCCUUCUGUAUGGAACGCACCUAAAGAUAAAAAAGUCGAAAAAUAACGAAUGGCAACCGUUGACUUCAUUCAAGAGAUACUGGAAUCGAGACCUCUGGCAAGAAAUCUUUGACACUCUACUUAAUCUCGAUGAAGUCUCAGGAACCGCUAUUGGUUCGAGAGCAUCCAGUUUGCGAGGGUUGAGGAGGAAGAUUGACACGUAUCUAGAGUCGAAUAGCAAAGAGCUGUAUCACUUGUUGUGUCGACAGGCCAACAUCAUCCCAGAUAGUAGGGAAAAGAUACGAUAAAAAAUCCUUGCGAAAAAAAUGAAGGUAGCAAUCAACUACUUGUUGCUUCGCAAAGGAGAUCGUAACAGCUUUAUUGCUGUUCUUGAGUUGGCAAAGGUCUCCCUUUGCACUAGUACCAGAACUCAACGCUUCAUGCCUCGGCAGUUAUUAAAGAUGAUAUACAUCAAGCACUGUCGAAUUGAAAAGGCAGGGCAACAGAGAACUCAAGAAAUUUCUAUAUACUAUUCCGCCUUACCAGAUACUCCAUCGAUUUUGAAACAUAUUAUGAUGCUGAUUUCCGUUCACAAAACAUAAGGAAUGUUUGAUUCCAUGAAGAAAACUUUGCUGACGUAGUGGAUUCAAUUAAUGUAACUUUCUAGA
Pseudo-nitzschia multistriata is the source of this 4574-nucleotide messenger RNA. NCBI's taxonomy places the organism in Eukaryota, Bacillariophyta, Bacillariophyceae, Bacillariales, Bacillariaceae. The record is from the annotation of a GenBank genome assembly.